AUGCCUGAGAUAAUCUCUGUCCAAGAGUUCAUCUCUCAGACCCAAGAGGAUCUGAGCUCUCCGACAACCUCCUCCUUCCCUAGUGACAUGGGCAGAUGCCGGAGAACCGUUUGUAGCCAAGAGGAGGCCUUGGACUCAGAUCGAACAGUUUUGCAAAAAAUGAGGAAAGCAGUGAAAGCAGAACACACAACUGGGCAAGAUCUCAUUAGCCAUUUAGAUGCUCAUAUUGCUGCUCAGGAGAGAUAUUCAGGAAACUAUCGCAACAACCAAGAUGAGAAACUGGCGGAAGCCUUUAUCACUUGUGCUGCUUUCUCACGGGAGCUGCUAAAUGCUGUCAAGAGCCUGUUGCAGAGUUUGUCUCAAAAUAUUAACUUUCCUCUGGAGUCACUGAUCAAGGGAGAUUUCAAAGGGGACUUUAAGAAACCUUUUGAAAAAUCUUGGAAAGACUACGACAGCAAACUCACAAAGAUUGAGAAAGAAAAGCGAGAGCUGGCGAAACAGUAUGGCAUGGUGCGAACUGAGGUUGUGGGAGGCGAGAUUGCUGAGGAAAUGGAAAAGGAGCGAAGGAUGUUUCAGUUACAGAUGUGUGAGUAUCUAAUUAAAGUGAAUGAAAUUAAAACCAAGAAAGGGGUUGACUUGCUGCAAAACAACAUCAAUCACUGCAAUGCCCAAUUCAAUUUUUUUCAGAUAUGUUUAAAGGCUACAGAGAAGCACAGACAGUUUAUAGAGAGUCUUGUCCCUGAGCUUCAUAGUAUGAAGGCACAGCAGGAGGAGGAGAAGAAGCAGCUGUGCUCCCUUCGUGAUCAGCUCAAAGCAGCACUGCAGCUGGAAUGCAAAGAGGAUUGUAUUAGUAAGCCGCUGAGAUACAGCAUGCACCAGCUGCAGGGAAAUAAGCAAUAUGGCACAGAAAAAUCAGGGAGCCUUUUCAAAAAGAGUGAUGGCUUAAGAAAAGUCUGGCAGAAGAGAAAGUGCACAGUCAGGAACGGCUAUCUGACCAUCUCACACAGCACGUUAAAUCGCCCUCCAGUGAAGCUGAAUUUACUCACUUGCCAAGUGAAGCCAAAUGUGGAUGACAGGAAAUGUUUUGAUCUUAUUUCACAUAACCGAACAUACCACUUCUUGGCAGAAGAUGACCGGGAAUGUGCUGUAUGGAUCUCUGUCCUCAGCAACAGUAAAGAAGAGGCCCUGAAUGUGGCAUUCAAACAGUCACCUGGCCGGGAAGGGAGCAGUAUGGAAGACCUAACUGGAGCAAUCACUGAGGAGAUAAAGCGCAUGCCAGGAAACAGCAUGUGCUGUGACUGCUCGGCAUCUGACCCAGCAUGGCUGUCCAUUAAUUUGGGAAUUCUGAUCUGCAUCGAAUGUUCUGGGAUUCAUCGGGAGAUGGGGGUCCACCACUCACGCAUUCAAUCCCUAGCCUUGGAUAAGCUGUCAACCUCAGAGCUCCUGUUGGCUAAGAAUAUUGGAAACUCAAGAUUUAAUGACAUACUAGAAGCCAAGCUUCCCAGUUCAUCUCCAAAGCCUAUUACUGACAGUGCUAUGACUCUUCGGAAGGACUUCAUCAUUUCCAAGUACGUUGAUAGGAAAUAUGCUGCCCAGAAAAUCACAGGGAGCUCAACAGCUAGGCUCAAGGAACUUCAGGAUGCUGUCAAAGGAAAGGAUGUAUUUGUCUUGCUUCAGGCAUAUGCUGAAAAGGUGGAUUUAAGUGAGCGUCUAUUGGAGCCCAGACAGGAACCCGGAGAAACGCUCCUUCACUUGGCAAUUCUCAUGUCUGACCGAACCUCUUUGCAUAUUGUUGAUUUUCUGGUGCAGAACAGUGGGAGCCUGCUGAAGCAGACAUCCAAGGGAAACACUCCUCUUCAUUACUGCAGCCUUCAUAAUAAGCCGGAAUGCAUUAAACUCCUUCUACGAGCCAAAGUCAGCAUUACAAUUACUAAUGAAGCUGGAGAUAUGGCCCUUGACAUUGCUAGGAAGAUGAAUUAUGCCGUGUGUGAAGAUCUGCUAUUUCAGGCUCAAAAUGACCAGUUCAAUAUGCGUGCUCAUGUGGAAUAUGAGUGGUGGCUGGGCCAAGAGGACAUGUAUGAAAGUGAUGACGAUCUGGAUGAAAAGCUCAGUCCUGUAAACAAAGAACGUAUUCUGCGACCUCAAAGCUGCUAUAAUCCACCAGGAACAGCCUCUCAGCUGUGGAGAAACACUUCUGAAUUUUCAAAGGGAUCCAGUCCAGCUCUGAAGGACAAAUGCAACGACAUGUAUGCCAUCCCACAUGCUUCUGCCUCUAGUGUUGUGGCAAAAGCGGUCUCCCCUGUUUCUGCUUGUUCUGGCCCACCUCUGCCGCCACGCAAUGUACCCAAAGCACCCAGUUUCUCACCUCCAUUGCCCCCAGUGAGCAGGCCAGCUUUUCCUACAGAUACAGGAGCUAGAAAGGUUCUACCACCACCUCUGACUAUUCGACAUAAACGGACCUCCUCAGAGCCUUCCCCCUAUACACCAUUGAACAACACCACUCUGGCUGAAGAUUCUAGGUCAUUCUCACCUCCAAGACACCACUCUCCAGACGGAGCCUGUCCCAAGAGUUUGAGCUCUGAGUCUUCUGAUCUUCCUGAAAGGAUGGAUUCCUGGAAGAAAUCUUCCUUGAAAAAAACAGAGACCCUUACAGGGACAAACCGACAGAUUAGAGAAAGCUCCUGGGAUCCUCCCUUAACCCCUGAAUCACCACAUGAUCUUCCUCCACCACUGCCCAGAAGGGGAAGUUUGAGUAAGACCGUCCUUCGUCGGGUCAGAGCCCUUUAUGACUGCCAGGCUGACCAUGAAGAUGAGCUAAGCUUCCGAGCUGGAGAAAUAAUCAUAGUAGAUGGGCAGGAGGAUUCAAGCUGGUGGUGUGGCUGGAUUGAAGGGCAGCCUCAGAGGAAAGGUGUCUUCCCAACACCAUUUGUUCACCUGCUAUAUGAAUAGAAGAAUACUCACACUAGUUCCUCCUAU
Messenger RNA from Euleptes europaea (tarantolino), 2976 nucleotides. RefSeq names its product arf-GAP with SH3 domain, ANK repeat and PH domain-containing protein 2-like. Gene Ontology annotation, molecular function: protein binding; GTPase activator activity. Gene Ontology annotation, biological process: positive regulation of GTPase activity. The coding region runs from base 1 to 2949 and encodes 982 amino acids. NCBI's taxonomy places the organism in Eukaryota, Metazoa, Chordata, Lepidosauria, Squamata, Sphaerodactylidae. The transcript is spliced from 28 exons. Gene Ontology annotation, cellular component: cytoplasm. The record is from RefSeq and is a predicted model, not a curated record.